ACCACGGAAAGGAAGUAAACGAAGAAGAAGAGAUCCUGUUCCAAAGUUACAUUCUCAGCGAUGGAUGAACACCCCGAGGAAUCUCAGUCGCAGGAAUCUUACGUCACAUCGCCCACGGAGACGCUCCCUCGUCUUAGCCAGGCGCCGCGCCAAAGGCAGCGUAACCCGGACGAACGUAGAGACAGACGGGUCGAGGCAGAAGACGUCGCCGAAGAUCAAGAAUACCUGCUAGACGUCGACGCGAGCUCGAAGCGACCGCGCCAUGAAAGAGAAUAUAGCCCCGUCGCUCAGCACUAUGACGAAGGCCGCGAUGGAAGCCCUAUGCAGGCUGGACUGUGGAUGGAUAUCGUGGAGAGACAAAGAGACACCACCCGGGAUGACGGAGAAGAAACGGGCGCAACCAGGGCAUCCGAGACCCGCGACGAGGGCUGCCAAAUCCCUGCAUCGAUCUCGGAAGCUCGAGACGUGCCUAGGAGGCGAGAGCCAAGGGAAACUGAGGUGAGAAAGGACGUCCGCGCAAGAGCGCCCGCGUCCUGGGCGCCGAAGUACGAGUUUUCGACGAGCUCGUCAAGUUCGGAGCUGCAGCCGAUAGACCUGCCACCGAUGGGAAACCGGCAACCCGCGGCCAGGUCCGAGAGACCAGUGGAACGUCGGAAGAGUAGCAAAGCCAGCGUGGGCGGGACGUCUACGGCUUCGGGCCGACUGCAAGCUUCGACCGCGAGCGCGUCGAGGAGUAAGAGCCGUGUGUCGCGAGCGAGUUACAAGCCGACACGAUCCGACGCAACCGCACCGCCGCAUGACGGUCGACCCUCGGACACGGCGCCACGGACGGCUGGGCCAGGCCCUACAAAGACAAGCACGUCGCUUAAGGACCCUACCCACGCGGAUUCCACUGUCAAGACUCCACGGCAUCCGAGACAACCCAGCCGCAGCGCUGUCAGCCACAGCAAUAUCAGCCGCAAGUCUAUCACGAAGCAGGCGUCUCAAAGAUCCAUCAGUGCUGGUGCAGCGGGCAGGACACCCCAGCCCUCUGCUGAGCCGAACGUCGCCGAAGCCAGCCGAGUCAGCACGGCUUCGGGGAAGCGACAGACUCCAGGAAAGUCCCCGGCCCCAACGUACCGCGACGAGAGAGGCAGCGCGAUCAGUGCUGGUCGCCGGUCACUGGCGUCCAAGGCAAGCGCCGAUAGCCGUCAUAGCCGAGCAUCCACUGGACGCCCUGGCGACCAGACCGGUGGCAGCAAGAAGACCAGCGAUGGCCCGCCGGGCCCGCGGAACGAGCGCCACCAGCACCCCGACUGGCAAGGCAACCUCGACGCGCAAAGAGACACAAGCGCAGCCUCGAUGUUACCGCUAGCCGGGGACAGUCGCUUGAGCGCCAAGUCUUCCCAGCGUUCGCUGAGGCCGAUCGGUCCGGAGGAAGUUCCCCUCGACAAGAUGCUGGAAGAAAAACCCAAAGGGAAACUCCUGCUGAUGCCCGACGGUACCUACGUGCGUCUCCAGGAGAAGAACGUAUGGAUAAGAGCGAUGCAAGAAAAGUACCUAGCCAUUGACUACAAGGCAUGCAGCAUCAAAGUAGGUUUCGGUCUGAUGCUCAUCGGCUUCAUCUACAUCAUCAUGUUUCGUCAGGAUAUCUUAUUAAACAUGGCUAUAUUCGUGCGAGAUUACGUUUAUGAUCCAGAUACAGACGCGCAAAGCAAGGAAAAAUACAAGCAUGGUAAUAAAACUUCUCCAGGAAAUCCUUCCAGCCCAGCAAACAGCACAGUGACAGUGCCGCCGACGCAACUUCCAAGCCACCUUGAUCGUCCGAACCGCGUGCGAGCUUGAAGAUCCAAAUAGCGAAUAGUCAUGACAAUUUAUCUAUUUAUGUGUACUUAUGUAUAAUUUAUGCAACAAACCCGGAGGAGAAUUUCGGUAUUUAAGACAAAGCACUAUUAAAGCGUAAGCUCAACUAUGUACUCAAGCUUAAAGACCGUGUUGGCACAAAUUACUCUUAUUUUUUAUUAGGACCGUCAGCAUCCCUAAAACCAUCCGAUUCAUUGGGUCGUUCGAGCUAUCAAUGUAAUUAUUAUGCUUAAGGUUUCCUAAACUGCGUUUGAAGUGUCCUAUGCGUAAAGGAAGUGGUAUCAUUAAAGGGACAUUUAAGGCAAAUACGAAGUCGACGUGUACUCUUUAAAUACCAUUCCAGAAAUGUCGCAACACUUGUUUCGCGACAAGAAAAGACUUAGUUUACGAGAAAAUUGCAUCCGAAGUAUCCGAAUAUCUUUUAAAAAAUUCAAACCUCCCGCCACCCAACCGGCGGAGAGGUGAUAUUGCAUACGCCAUCACCGCCUUCUGCUGCCGUCGGUGAGUAAAAUGGCGGCCGACAGACGGCGGUACCGAGCCGAGACACAGAGGUGGAUUCGCCGCUGCAGCUGCUUUUUGGUCAAGAGGACUAGACCGUUCGGGCAUCCCGCGACACCACGUGAAAGUUGAAUUCUCUGCUAGUUGCAGUUUUUGCGAGUUACGCGAGAUAACAUAGACAGCGCAUGCGCUACGCGAAAACGAAACUACUGAAACGCGAAAGCGUGGGCGGCACGGAGUCGAG
Messenger RNA from Dermacentor albipictus, 2584 nucleotides. Lineage: Eukaryota; Metazoa; Arthropoda; Arachnida; Ixodida; Ixodidae. The record is from RefSeq and is a predicted model, not a curated record.